CAAAAUUCGGGUUUAUUUGAAGAUCUGAAAUUAAAGGGUUUGCUGGUUCAGUAUGCGUGGAAGCCACCGCAAAUGGUUUGGGAUUCGGUGGUGACUUGAUGAUCACGUUGUGGAAUCUGUUGUCGGACUUGAAGAGUUUGGUGACAGUUGCUCUCCCUUGAUUUGUCAAACCGAGGAUAAGUUGGGUUGUCGCGAUCCGGCACCUGGCACAUCAUAGUUUACUAAUUUGACAAUGACAAAUCAUCACGCUUGGAGACAUUAUUGCCUUCCUGCUGCUCAAGGAAAUGCAACGCCUACACUCUAUCUAUUAGCGGCUCCUUCAACACAGCCCAAAAACGAAAUUAUCAUCAUUCCUGAUGAAGUUGAGCAAGAAAAUGAACGCAAACGAAUCUCCUGGAGUAUUCAUGAUAACAAGGUGCUUGCAGACGCUUGGCUCUCAAUUUCCAAAUGUCACGGUGGAGGUAAGUCCAAAAAUAGAAAAUGUUUUUGGAAACAGGUUACAGAUUGCUACAAUGAGAACCGGGAGUCUGGACCUUCGAGAGAACAUAACGCUGUCAAAGCACAUUGGCAUUCCGUCAAUCGUAUGGUAAGUGCAUUCGACCAAUGUUAUAACGAGGUGGUCAGUGUGCAUGGUAGGGAGUGGAAUGAUGAUCAAGUCAAACAACGUGCUCGUGAAUUUUUCUAUGAGAGUUAUAGUAGGCAUUUUGUACAUGAAUAUCUGUGGGUAUUGCUGAAAGAUGAUUCGAACUGGAAAGGUGUCACUUGUGCGCAACUUUCUGCCAAGAAGUUAAGGACUGAUGGAAAUGGAGGAGAAUCUGCUUCAGGUGUUACUUCUAUGCAAAUUUCCGCCAAGAGGCCAAGGACUGAUGGAAAUGGAGAAUCUGCGUCAGGUGUUACUUCUCUACAAUAUGCUGCCAAGAAGUUGAGGACUGAAGGAAAUGGAGAAUGUGCUUCUUCAUCUGGUCAGGAUUCAAGAGCAAUCAUCAGUAACAGUGAAUCUGGAACUCCUUAUACAGGCCAAAAAGCAAUUAAGCAGGAGAAGGAAGGAGGAGAAUCAAAUGGGAGUGAUGGCGAAAAAAAUCAUCAGGCCAUGGAGAAAAAAUCUGAUGACGGAAAAAGGAAAGCUUUGAAAAGUAUAGCUAGCACAGUGGAUAGCCAUACAUUCAGAAGCGACUAUGAAAUCUUGGUAAGAGAUACAACUGGAAUGAAUGAGCAGCAACUAGCCGCUCAUCUGCAUAUGUGUUCCAUAUUAAAAGCAAAGUAUAAUUUUCCCUAGUGUAUCUUCCUUUGUGUCUGUGUCCUGGGCGACAUAAGGACACAUGCUCUGCCUUUUGUUGUUAGUUUAAUUUUCAUGUUUUAUAGUUUGGAUAUUUAUACCUAUUGUAAAAGAAAUUGAACUAUUGUACUUAUUUCUUUAGUUGUAUUAUUUCUUGG
Oldenlandia corymbosa var. corymbosa is the source of this 1434-nucleotide messenger RNA. Lineage: Eukaryota; Viridiplantae; Streptophyta; Magnoliopsida; Gentianales; Rubiaceae. The record is from the annotation of a GenBank genome assembly.